CUUGCCGCCUGCUAAAGAUAGCCAGGGCUCGUUUUGCGCCCAGCCCCGAAAGUUGCGGUCGAGAGAGCCUCUCUGACUGACAGGGAUGCGUGCUGGACAGUGACAGAGCCGGCCCGGCUUGCUUGCUUGCUUGCUUGCCUUCCUGCCUUUGUCGUGGUCUGGAUUACCGACCCAGGAUAUGGCUUUGCUCUGCUACAACAAGGGAUGCGGGCAGAAGUUUGACCCGGAGAAGAACACGCAAGACUCCUGCCUCUACCAUCCGGGUUUACCCAUCUUCCAUGAUGCCUUGAAGGGCUGGUCUUGCUGCAAGAAACGAACCACGGACUUCUCAGAAUUCCUCUCCAUAAAGGGCUGCACCAAAGGGUAUCACAGCAAUGAGAAGCCUCCAGAGCCAGAGGAGGCCUCGAGGGAGCCAAAGGUCAAGACAAGCACUGAGGUCAUCAUCCAGGGGCCAAAGUCAGCAGAGAUGAUGGAGCGUGAGAGGCCCAGUUCUGAUGAGCCUAAACAGCUGCUGCCAGUGAAAGUGUCCGGAUCUCUGGCGCAGGCCCUGAGCAAGCUGGAUUUGACCCCCAAGGACCAGCCUCCAGUUCAUGGCUCAGCAGACGCUCCUUCCCUGGAGGUGAGCGCUGGCACCACGUGCAAGAACUCUGGCUGCAAGGCGGUUUACCAGGGGGAAGAAAGCAAUAGGGAGACCUGCACAUUCCACCCUGGGGUGCCUGUCUUCCACGAAGGCAUGAAAUACUGGAGCUGCUGUGGAAUGAAAACCACCGACUUCACAGCAUUCCUGGAGCAAAAGGGUUGCAGCCGAGGGAAGCACACCUGGGUGAAGAAGCAGGACAAGAAGCUGGUCUCUUGCCGGCAGGACUGGCACCAAACCGGCAGCCAAGUGGUGGUGACCAUCUAUGCCAAGAUCCCUCUGCCAAAUCUCAGCUCUGUGAAGGCCAACCGCACGACGCUGGACAUUCAUAUUACUUUCGAAGGAGAUCAGGUUUUCCAGGCAGAGUUGGAUCUCUGGGGGGUCAUCAAUGUGGAGAAGAGCUUUUUGAACAUGUUGCCCUCCAAAGUGGAAAUUACCCUGAAGAAGGAAAACGCUGUCACCUGGGCUAGGCUGGAGCACCCCCAGAGCAAACCACAAACCCUGCGGGGGCAGCAGCAGCAGCAGCUGGAGACAGAUAGCUUGGAAAACCAGGAAGCCACAGGAGCUCAUCUGGAAGAGGAGUCCGACGACAGCUUGAGCUGGUCAGAGGAGGAGGAGGAAUGGGUGGAAGGAGAGAAGAGCCAAGCCCUCCCUGCUAGCCAUGUCUCUGAUGGGAAGUAAGUCGCAGCUGAGUGCUGCAGCCUGUGGAAUCGGGAAUGGGCUGGACUGUUCCCAGCUCUGAUCUGUGUUGCUGAAAACAGGGGCACCAACCGGGUGCUACAAAAAGAAUGCCCACUGUUCGCCACGGACAGACUAUGCCUGAUGCUCCUCCUCUUCUGUCCAGGAUUGGGAUGCAGGUGAAGGGAGGUGUGGGGGGCAUAUCCAGGGUGGUGGGAACCAGUGUCUGGAAUUUCCCCAUCCACUCUUUUGUUUGUGUCUCUGUUGCUGCAUCUCAUUCAUGGAAUAAGAUAAACUUUCUUCAAUAAAAAGGAAGAUGAAAAGUAUACUCUGAAAGUA
Molecule: messenger RNA, 1654 nt
Organism: Lacerta agilis (Sand lizard)
Lineage: Eukaryota; Metazoa; Chordata; Lepidosauria; Squamata; Lacertidae
Gene: ITGB1BP2
Product: integrin subunit beta 1 binding protein 2
Exons: 11
Coding region: 179-1318 (379 amino acids)
Source: RefSeq, a predicted model, not a curated record